CAGAUUUGUGUUUGCCCUAUGUCCUGUCCCUUGUGCAGUCUCUCUGACUGACGUGCCUCUACUUCGGACUGUUGUCUCUUUGCUCUGCUCAUGUGUGAAGUCUUGCUUCUGCUGAUCUCACUCUGCGUCACUUCAUGCAGAUCACGGCAGGCAAGAUGAUUCCCUGUGGAGCAGUACUGACCUUUGUCCGGUGCCUCAUUCGGAGGAAAAUCGUCAACUUGGACAGUCUGGAUGACAGCAAACUCUCCCGCUGCCUGACCACUGUGGAUCUGAUUGCCCUCGGGGUGGGGAGCACCCUCGGAGCUGGGGUGUACGUGCUCGCGGGGGAAGUGGCCAAGUCCAGCUCGGGCCCCAGCAUUGUGUUGUCCUUCCUGAUUGCGGCCCUGGCCUCCGUCAUGGCCGGACUGUGCUACGCGGAAUUUGGAGCCCGGGUCCCCAAGACAGGCUCUGCAUACUUGUACACUUACGUUACUGUGGGCGAGCUGUGGGCCUUCAUCACAGGCUGGAAUCUCCUCCUGUCUUACGUUAUAGGGACCUCCAGUGUGGCCCGGGCAUGGAGUGGCACCUUUGAUGAAAUGCUCAGCAAAAGGAUUGGCAACUUUUCCCGGACCUACCUCAGCAUGCAUACCCCAGGGCUCUCGGAGUAUCCGGACUUUUUUGCUGUGAUACUCAUCCUUCUCCUAUCGGGCCUCUUAUCGUUUGGUGUCAAAGAGUCGGCCUGGGUGAAUAAAAUCUUCACAGCUGUUAACAUCCUGGUCCUAAUCUUCGUGAUCAUCACGGGCUUUGUGAAAGGCAACAUUGCAAACUGGAGGAUCAGUGAGGACUUCCUCAAAAACAUCUCAGGCACCGACAAAGAUCCGUCUUCUACAAAUGGGACAAGCCCCCACGGGGUUGGAGGGUUCAUGCCCUUCGGCUUUCAGGGGACUCUAGCCGGAGCCGCCACGUGUUUCUAUGCCUUUGUGGGCUUUGACUGCAUCGCCACAACAGGGGAAGAGGUGCGGAAUCCUCAACGGGCCAUCCCCAUCGGCAUCGUCACAUCCCUGCUCGUGUGUUUCAUGGCAUACUUUGGUGUGUCUGCGGCCCUGACCCUCAUGAUGCCCUAUUACCUCCUGGAUCACACCAGCCCCCUGCCCGUAGCCUUCGAGUAUGUUGGCUGGAGUCCUGCCAAGUACGUGGUGGCGGUGGGCUCCCUCUGCGCUCUGUCCACCAGUCUCCUUGGAUCCAUAUUCCCAAUGCCGCGGGUAAUCUAUGCUAUGGCAGAAGAUGGUUUGCUUUUCCAAUUCUUAGCUAAAAUCCACCCCAAAACGAAGAGUCCGUCCGCAGCUACUAUGACAUCAGGUUCCGUGGCAGCGGUCAUGGCCUUCCUCUUUGACUUGAAGGCUCUGGUGGACAUGAUGUCUAUUGGGACCCUCCUGGCCUAUUCGCUUGUGGCUGCUUGUGUUCUCAUCCUCAGGUACCAGCCCAGCUUGAUUCACCAGAUGAAAUGUUGCCCGGAGAAGGAAGCCUUGACCUCUGACCCAACCACAGGCAUACUACUAGAAUCCAAGAACAGUAAGGGCCCUAGGUUGCCCACCCAUCGGUCGGGGUCUCUUGUGAGCUGUUUGGUGGCACUGCUGGCAUUCAUGAUUCUCUGCCUCAGCAUCCUGAUGACCCAUAGCAUUCAUGCCAUUUACAAUGUGGAGCCGUGGAGCCUUGGCCUUCUGUCUGUGUUCAUCUUAGUUAUCGUCAUCAUCAUCCUUGUCAUCUGGAGUCAGCCUCAGAAUGAUCAGAAAGUAGCCUUUAUGGUGCCCCUGCUGCCAUUUUUGCCCACAGUCAGCAUCCUGGUAAACAUUUACCUCAUGGUCCAGUUGAAUGCACAAACGUGGAUCCGAUUCAGCAUCUGGAUGGCUAUCGGCUUCCUGAUUUACUUUUCUUAUGGCAUCAGACACAGCUUAGAAGGGCAUCAGAAGUGCAAAGAGAACAUUCAGGCAGAAGAAAAAUCCCUAUUGAGGCCAGCACCCCCACAUAGGGCAAGCCCAGCGUCCAUUCCUUCUUCUGGACCGGACAAGUCAAUGCUGAUGCCUAUGCGCUCUCUGCUAGGCAACACAGCCCCAAUGCUCCCUAUGUCUUUUGUUGGAAACCGGGACAGGAUGUUUUUGCCAGGUUCCAUUAUCCUCAGUCUGCUGCUCUUGCCAGAUAUGCCCACUCUGAUGUUUGUGCCUAUGGGCUGGGUGAGCCCAGACAAGAGCAAUGAGUCUGGGGACCAGCCACUUCCUUGAGGAUCCUCUCCUCGGGGGAUGAACCCAAAAAUAAAUGGGGGAGGGGAGACCAGAGUUGCACCUUGCACCUUUUGACACAUGGAAAUUCUUGCUGGUUUUUUUGUUUUGUUUUGUUUUGUCUUGCAUAAUCCUGUUAUGGUAUUGCCAGUGUUAGCCUUUGCUGGGCAGCCCUCUCAGAAAUUGAGGGGUGUUGAGCUAUUGGAUAUGCCUGUCCAGUUGUGUGCCUCACAUUUGGGGGGGGGUUACCACUGUGCCUCUUUGACUCUUUGACCUUGUUCCUUUAACCUGACAAACUGUCAGUGUUCCCAUCCAUCUCUCUUAGCUCACAUGGAAAGAGGACUUUGGAGAAACAGCAGAGCAGGGGCAAGGACAAGUACCCUCUGCAGGUUUUUUUAUAUAAAUGCCAACAGUGGAUCCCUUAAGAUGACCCCCCUCCAGUAAAGACAUGUUUCUAAUAAAUUAGUAAAUAUGAA
Molecule: messenger RNA, 2731 nt
Organism: Dromiciops gliroides (monito del monte)
Lineage: Eukaryota; Metazoa; Chordata; Mammalia; Microbiotheria; Microbiotheriidae
Gene: SLC7A2
Product: solute carrier family 7 member 2
Biological process (GO): amino acid transport; transmembrane transport
Cellular component (GO): plasma membrane
Molecular function (GO): amino acid transmembrane transporter activity
Source: RefSeq, a predicted model, not a curated record